AUGGAGUCUCCACGUAAAGCUCGGAAUCGUGCCGCCUGUCGACGCUGCCAGAGACGCAAGAUUAAAUGUAACGGUGACCUUCCACAAUGCUCAGCAUGCAAAAAAGCGAAUGUGGCAUGUGUCAAUGAUGGGAAACAAGAAGUGAAUCGAACUUACAUUGCAAACUUGCAGAAGCGGGUCCAAUGGCUCGAAUCACUGGUCAAGGAACGGACCAAUGUGCGCCUCGAAGAUGGACCUUCUAUCGACCUGACUGGAUCUCAACAGACAGAAGCCGACCACGACGGGUAUAAUGACACCUUUCAUACAUCCCAAUUAUCUCGCCUUGAACGGCCUCUGAGAGAUGCACAACCGCCUCGAACACAGCCAAAGCAAGCCCAUGAAAUUGGCCUCGUCUCUCUUUUUUCGGGCGGGGAGGCAAGAUACAUCGGCCCUUCUAGUGGAUAUUUCCUGGCAAAUACCGUAUUCUCUAGUGCUGGGCGUCGAUCCAGAUCACAGACAGGCCAAGGGCACGAGAAUGAGCCCAUCUCAUUGUCAAGUGAGCUCUUCAACAGCCCUGCUACUUUACCCAAUCGGAAAGAAGAUGCUAUUGAACUAUCAUUGAAAUACUUUUCCUUCACUCAUGUCAUGUAUCCAUUUCUUCAUGAGCCAUCUCAUCUUGAUCGUGUCGAGAAGAUGUAUGCAAGUGCUGCAGACGAGUGCCCAGAUCCAAUAGCAGCCUUUCAUGUAUACAUGGUGCUGGCUAUUGCUGCGUCAGAUAUUUCAAGGCGCUUUCGGAUUCGACUUCCGGCGGAAGGAUUUUAUACGGCUGCCACUAAAUUCUUUGAGGCUGCCUGUGUUGAGGGAUCGCUUGAGGGAUUACAAAGUCUACUCCUCCUCAUGAUAUAUGCCCUGCAUAACCCAUCUUGCGGUGUAAAUAUAUGGAGCCUCAAUUAUCAGUGCCUUGGAGCACUCAUCGAUUUGGGCCUUCAGCGUGAUGUUAGAUCGUCGUCAGCAUUUCCAAUUUCAUUUUUAGAACAGGAGAUGAGAACAAGAAUCUUCUGGGUGGUAUAUAGUUUUGAUCGAACAUUGGGCACAAUGAUGGGCCGGCCAAUUGGAGUUCGCGAUGAGGCAUGUGAACUUCGGCUCCCAUCGGAUAUUUCAGAUCACGAUCUUGCUGAAUUUCGGAAUAUUCAAGAGUCUACCGAGAGGACUGUGUCUCAUAUAACGUUCUCUAUCCAUCUUUUCAAACUAUCUCGGAUCAACUCCGAGAUCAAAUAUGUUAUGCAUAGCAUUUGCAGAGAUGUUCCUGCAUAUGCCUAUCCACCAGUAACAGAUAUCAAUGAUUGGCAGAGAGAAAUGAUUCAUCGACUUGAGAAAUGGCGAUCAGAUAUACCGGAAGCAAGCGGCAUGAAAUCUAUCACUCAAAUUUGCGUAACAAGAUAUCAUGAAUUGAUGAUUCUUCUAUUGAAGCCUAGCCCUGGAAUACCCGAUCCCUCAGAAGAGUUGCUCACUCGCUGCUUUCAACAUGCAGUUGAACUUCUUCGAGGCUUUGACGAGUUAUACAAGCAGGAAUCACUUCUUUACAAUCGACUUGUUGUCCAUUCAAUCUUUCUAGGUACUUUGGUCAUGAUACACUGCUUGUGGAGGAUACCGCAGAUCGCGUCAGAGGUCCGAAUUGACGACGUGGUAGCAGAUACAUCUGUCAGCCUGAAAAUUCUCAGUAGCAUUGGGGAAUACUGGACAGAAGCUAAACGUGCAAGAGAUUGUAUUCAUGAGCUAUCGAAUGCCACAGUGCAGCAUUUGAUAAAGAACAGAGGACUGGACAAGCGUGAUCAGAGGAGGGGGGCCAGUGGCAAUUCAGUUCCCACGAUUGCAAGGGAUAUGACACUCCAUUCGACAGAUGUGUCAGAGAGUGCAAUUGAGCACUUGCAUUAUAAUUCUGAUGCUACCCUCGCUUUGAACCCGGUCGCCGAUUGUGAUAUUGGCUUAGACUCGUCAGGAUGGUUGAAUAACUCGAUGCCUGGGGGAUUCAUGGACUUCGACGGGAUUCCAGAUUUUGACUCUUUUAUGUGGGAGGUCUUCAAUAGCACAUGCUAA
This is a messenger RNA of Penicillium angulare, 2076 nucleotides long. Its product is annotated as Zn(II)2Cys6 transcription factor domain-containing protein. Gene Ontology annotation, molecular function: sequence-specific DNA binding; DNA-binding transcription factor activity, RNA polymerase II-specific; zinc ion binding. NCBI's taxonomy places the organism in Eukaryota, Fungi, Ascomycota, Eurotiomycetes, Eurotiales, Aspergillaceae. Gene Ontology annotation, biological process: positive regulation of transcription by RNA polymerase II; DNA-templated transcription. The transcript is spliced from 3 exons. Bases 1 to 2076 code for a protein of 691 amino acids. The record is from RefSeq and is a predicted model, not a curated record.